GAAUGCUCAGUAUCUAAUUGACAAUGUUCUUACUCAAAUUAUCAAUUCUGAUGAGUUUGAGAAAUCCAAACAACAAAAACAAAAGUUUGCAAUUCAUUUUGAUAAUUCAAGAGUUCACAAAAGUCAUAAGGUAAUGAAUUACUUGGUGGAAAACAAUGUCAAAGUUGUUCCAAACCCAAUUUAUUCACCUGAUAUUGCACCCUCUGACUUUUAUUUAUUCGGCACGCUAAAAAAGAGAGCUGAAGGACGCGAAUUCGCGAGUCCAGAUGAUCUUGAAAAUUUUGUAAGAGAGCAAUUUGAGCAAUUUUCGCAUGAUGAUUUAAAGCGUGUCUUUCAAGCCUGGAUCGAUCGCUGCGAACGCGUGAUUGAAUCCAAUGGUGAUUAUAUUUAA
Molecule: messenger RNA, 391 nt
Organism: Trichomonas vaginalis G3
Lineage: Eukaryota; Parabasalia; Trichomonadida; Trichomonadidae
Product: Mariner transposase
Exons: 1
Molecular function (GO): nucleic acid binding
Source: RefSeq, a predicted model, not a curated record